Messenger RNA from Brassica napus (rape), 1618 nucleotides. Its product is annotated as CBS domain-containing protein CBSX5. The record is from RefSeq and is a predicted model, not a curated record. NCBI's taxonomy places the organism in Eukaryota, Viridiplantae, Streptophyta, Magnoliopsida, Brassicales, Brassicaceae. The transcript is spliced from 2 exons. The coding region runs from base 292 to 1494 and encodes 400 amino acids.
CAACUUCAAAAUAGAAUUAUUCAGUUUUGAAAUUAAAGAAAAAAAUGGAGUAAUGGUCGAAUCUAGUGAAUUUUGUAAUUCUUUUACGUAAAACAAGACAUAAAAAUAUAGCAACUGUCGUUGAGUAAGAGAUUGAUAUAAAUUUUACCAAUUAGCCUUUACACAGAGUUGUUCUGCAUGUUACUUACAUCGUACCCAUGUUCCUGUUUCUUAUAAAUACAAACUCUUUUCUCUCUUUCUCCUUCGCACUUGCAAAACCAAGUUUUCAUUCUUUCUCGUAAUUCUUCUUGCAUGGCAAUAACCCUUUUGUCUCACGAGGUAUCGGACCUCUGUAUCGGCAAACCGCCACUACGUUGUCUCUCAGCUGUCACAGCCACCGUCGCUGACGCCAUCGCUGCUCUCAAAUCCUCCGACGAUCCUUUCCUCAGCCUCUGGAGCUGUAAUCACGACGAAACCAAUGAUGAUGACGACAACAAGAAGUGCGACUGCGAGUGUUUGGGUAAGAUCUGCAUGGCGGAUGUGAUCUGUUACCUGUCUAAAUUCGACAACAAGGUUUUGUCUCUUUACUCCGCUUUCAAUGCAUCUGUCUCUGUUCUUCUCCCUAAAUGUCGUUCCAUCGUCGUCCAUGUCCAAUCUUCAUGCAAGUUAGCUAAAGCCAUUGAUCUGAUAACCGGAGGAGCACAAAAUCUGAUUGUUCCGAUUCAGACAAAGAGAGGACAGCACAAGGUUCCGACCCGAAACGCUGUCGUUUCGCUCACCACCACAACAACAACACACAAGAACAGCCGCCAGUUCUGCUGGAUCACCCAAGAAGACAUCAUUAGAUUCUUUCUUGGUUCCAUCAGCGUCUUCUCUCCUUUAACGUCGAUGUCUAUCUCCGAACUCGGCGUGAUAAACAGUACACGCGCUUUCCUCGCCGUGGAUUACUACUCCUCAGCCGCCUCUGCCAUCACCGCCAUUUCUCUCGCCAUUGCCAAUAAUAUAUCCGUCUUGGUUGUUGAUGGUGGAUGCGAUGUAGUAGAAUAUCCACGUAUAGCUCUAAUCGGCGAGAUUCUGCCGAUGACACUCGCGUGCUGCGAUGAAACCGCCGCGGCAGCGGUUGCUACACUCUCCGCCGGCGAACUGGUGACGUACAUUGAGGGUAGUGGUCCGCUGGAGAGUCACGUAAGGGUCGUCAGGAAUCGUCUUGAAGAGAAAGGGAUGGUGGGUUUGAUCUCACUCGUCGAUUCCUUGUCGGGGUCUUCUUUGUCGGAUGAAGAAUCUCCCACGGGGAGAACGAAGUCAUAUGGUCGGUCAGUGAGUAGAGCGGCGAGGAUGGCUAGGAAGUCGGUGGCCAUAGUGUGUAAUCGGGAAAGCUCGUUAAUGGCGGUGAUGAUACAAGCGAUUGCUCACAGGGUAAGCUAUGUGUGGGUGGUUGAUGAAGAUGGUUGUUUUAUUGGUAUGGUUACUUUUGUUGAUAUUUUGAAACUUUUCAGAGUAUUUUUGGAUGAUUAAAACUAAUCACCAUCAUCAUCAGUUUUACUACUUUUUUUUGUUAGGUUUUGCAUAAACAAAUCCAUAACAAAACGUUGUAUGAUUUUUUUUUUGUGUGAAAGAUAUGUCAAAAGUUCUUGAAGAA